AUGGAGUCUGCCAAACAAUGUAUGGAGGACGAGGAUCGAUACUUUUGGCAGUCUCCUCUCACCCCUCGAUGGUCCUCCAGAAGCUUCACCUUUCCCUUCCAUUUACCGAGAGUCUGGACUGGUGUGUUCGGUAGAGGUAGGGGCAGGACAAGUGCUGCGACAUCCACACCAUCGACCUCAUCGGCUUGCCUGAGACUGUUCACCCAGAGGAGGAAGAGGACAUUGUACAAGUGGGCAUGGAUGGCGUCAUUGAUGUUGGUCUUGACACCUGCGAUCUAUAUUGCGGUCGUCGGUGUUUUCAAGAUCCAUGGAUACCUUGCUGGGAGUGGCAGUGACCCAGGAGUUGCUAGUGGGAGGAAUGGAGACUUGGUGUCGAGGGGACGGGACGUCUGGAGGAUGAGUGGCAAGACCGUGACGACGGAACAGGAUGGCGGUGUUCUAACUCCGGCGAUCUUUACUCCUACUGCAGGGAUUGCUGCUGACUCGAUUUGGAGGCGACGGGCGGAUGAUGAAAUGGACGAUCCUCUUGACUUUUACCCAGAUGAGGACGAGGAUGGCCCAUCCGAGGCUGCAAAUUUCAUCUCUUGGCUUGCUCAGGCAUCCAUCGUUACCCCCGCAAUCCAACAAUAG
This is a messenger RNA of Linnemannia hyalina, 630 nucleotides long. The record is from the annotation of a GenBank genome assembly. Lineage: Eukaryota; Fungi; Mortierellomycota; Mortierellomycetes; Mortierellales; Mortierellaceae.